AUGACCGAUCAAGUCCGCGCGGCUCACUUGCUGAUCAAGCACAGCGGCUCGCGUCGCGCAUCGUCGCGUCUGUCGAACAACAUCACGCGAUCCAAAGAUGAAGCCAUCGCACAGCUCGUCCAAUUGCGGGACCAGAUUGUGACGAAGCAGGCCAAGUUUGAGGACCUGGCGAUGCAGUACAGUGACUGCAGCAGCGGUACGCGGGGCGGGGACCUCGGCCCGUUCGGACGCGGCAUGAUGCAGAAGCCGUUCGAGGACGCCACGUUUGCACUUGCGGUGGGCGAGCUGAGCGACGUUGUGGACACGGACAGUGGCGUGCACAUUAUCCUGCGCACCGCGUGA
Messenger RNA from Hyaloperonospora brassicae, 342 nucleotides. The record is from the annotation of a GenBank genome assembly. Lineage: Eukaryota; Oomycota; Peronosporomycetes; Peronosporales; Peronosporaceae.